AGCUCAAUAUGUCCCCCUUGAACACGUGGUAACUUCAUUUGGAUAUGGAGAAGGAGGGCAAGGAAGGGCGGGAAAACGGAGGAGAAAAUGGCACAAGUGACACCAAAGAGGCAGAAAAUACUCAGACUGCAGACAACGAAGUACCAGAGAAGUGUGGAGUAGAACGCGAUACAGGGAAUGGCGUAGAUCAAAAUGUGGCUGAUGGUAUUAAGACAGACGCCUGCCCAGGUCCUAAAGUGCUGCCAGGAACGGGACUUGACCCCCAUACUGAAGAUGCUUCUGUUGACACUUCGGGAAAGACAGAUGGAGAGGAAAGUGGAGGACCGCAGAUAACUGAUGCCUCUUCCGAACCCAAAGAAACCAAACCAAAGACAGGUGCGCUGCAAUGAAAGAAUAGGGAUUAGUUUGAUAAUUAUUAGUGGGCAAGUCCAAAGUACCAAGUCCUAAAUUUACAUAGUAUGUGUCAUUUCACUUCACUUUUUUCUGAUCCGAGCUAUUGUUGGGUCGGGGCAAUUAACUCAUAUUUUGCCCUUUCACAACUUAGAAUUAUAUUUAUAUAAUAAGAAAACCGAGACGAUUUGGUUACCUUUUGAUCCGAAUUCUUGGUUUAUUUACACAACUCGAGCAACAUCUUGGAAUUAGCAUAUUCAUAAAUCAUCUAAUUUGCAUAUUCGUAACACUAUAGGGUUAAAUACUUGAUACAAUAUAAAGACGUAUCCUUACAUCUCCAUAAGGAUAUAUCAAACAUUCGAGCUGUGCACAAGGAUUGGCUAACAUACAUUGCAUGCCCGAGUAAUGACUUAUCAUUUCUUUCUUAUAAAAUCAUCAUAUUAUGGUAAUCUCACAUGAAGACGUUUAGGAUCGCCACCAUCUCUCUGUUCGCCACAAAUUUUGAACGUGUUCAAAUCUUUUGAAUAUACACUAGAACUAAUCCCGCUUAAACCCCUAUUGUUCAAAUUUAAAGGGGUCGUUUUCAGAAAUUUUACAUUGUCUUGAACGUUGUUAUCGAUAUUGUGUUUGA
Molecule: messenger RNA, 1021 nt
Organism: Strongylocentrotus purpuratus (purple sea urchin)
Lineage: Eukaryota; Metazoa; Echinodermata; Echinoidea; Camarodonta; Strongylocentrotidae
Exons: 2
Coding region: 45-389 (114 amino acids)
Source: RefSeq, a predicted model, not a curated record